GUCACUUCCGCCUCGCGUCCCCGACGUCUUUUCCGUUUCUCCGGGCAACAGAAACAACGAGCGAGAAAAAAAAACGCAACAGAAGGGAUUAUAAAUUUUUUAAAAGUCUGGGGUUACUGGCAUCUCAUGUAAAAUGGCUGAAGUCGAAGACACGUUAAAGAGAAUUGAAGCCCGCGAAGAUGUGGUUGGAAUUAUCAUAGUGAACUUAGAUGGCGUUUACUUGAGAUCAACUCUAGAUGACGCAUUGACUGCUCAGUGCACAAAACAUCUUGACAGACUCACAGUGAUGGCCAGGAGUGUGGUCAGAAACAUCGACCCUGAAGAUGAUCUCACCUUCCUCCGCUUACGUAUCGAGAAGAAUGAUAAGCAUGAGAUCAUGGUGGGUCUAGGUGGGUGUCUCAUGAUCCCUGGCACAAACAUUUCAUUCACUCAAAGCUUAACUUCCUGCUCAUCUCUUUCUUUUGUCUUUGCAGAGAACGACUAUUUGGUGAUAGUCAUCCAAAAAAUACGUUAAUAGCUGUGUGAUUUUUUCUGAUUCUUAAGUAAAUUCCUUUAAUUUAUACACAACAUGCUGUUUAUUUUCAUUUGUAGAAGGAAUUUCUUCAAUUUUUCACUUGCUGUGAAAUGAAUCUGAAAUAAAAGAGGGGUUCAAUGUGCAGUCUA
Molecule: messenger RNA, 663 nt
Organism: Nothobranchius furzeri (turquoise killifish)
Lineage: Eukaryota; Metazoa; Chordata; Actinopteri; Cyprinodontiformes; Nothobranchiidae
Source: RefSeq, a predicted model, not a curated record